AUGAAAUCAGCUCAUUCCUCGAAACAAAACACUACCGUAUCUGCUCGAAUCCUUGAGCGUGUUCGUGAGGAUGCAACUGACUUGGCUUUAUUAGUGACCGCUACUACCCAUGAUUGGAAGCUACUGAGUGAUAAAAAUGACACGAAACUAUACGAAAUGACGGGAGAGUCUCUAUCGAGUAAAGUGAGCACUGUCCAAACAUUUGGCAGUGGAGGGGGUGGGCAUCCGUCCGAGUUUUACCUCGUUCGAGCGGCUACAACCGUCCGAGCCGACGUCAAUACUAUGUUGGAUGUGCUACAAACUAGUACGUCCGAAGGCUUUCGAGCUGUUAUGAAAAAAAUCUUUGGUAAACAAUUUGAGAGUGGAGCAAUUGUGGAUUCAUUGAGUUUUACAGCGCCACCACAGGAUGUACUAAACUCGAUCAAUGACGGUAGCAAUGGGAACGAGAAUUAG
Messenger RNA from Peronospora belbahrii, 453 nucleotides. Lineage: Eukaryota; Oomycota; Peronosporomycetes; Peronosporales; Peronosporaceae. The record is from the annotation of a GenBank genome assembly.